Thamnophis sirtalis is the source of this 998-nucleotide messenger RNA. The record is from RefSeq and is a predicted model, not a curated record. NCBI's taxonomy places the organism in Eukaryota, Metazoa, Chordata, Lepidosauria, Squamata, Natricidae.
GAAAGCGGCAAGCCGGUCGCGCGCGCGCCCCCGCUCCGCUUUGCGGUUGGACCCCCCCGGGCAAAGCGGGGGGGGGGGAGGCCGCGAAAGAGCCAGCGAGGAGCCCUGUCGCUGCGCCCCCGCUCCGCUCGGCCGGCAAGAUGGGCUGCUGGAGCCGGAGGCUCGUCGGAACCGGAGCUCCGUCGCUACUGCUGGUCUUGGCGGUCCUGCUGCUCCUGGCCGGGCAACAGCCGAGCGCCGGCCGGAAACCUCCUAAGAGAAGAUGCGCGUCGGGCUGCACCUGCACCAAGGACACGGCGCUGUGCGAGGGAGUCAAGGAGAUCCCCCGCGAUCUGCCCCCCAACCUCAUCUCCCUGUGUCUCAUUCGCUCUGGCUUCACCGAGGUCUUGGAAGGCAGUUUUCAACAGGUGCCGUCUCUCCAGCUGCUGUAAGGAUCCUCUCGGUUGUGAGUGUUGUGGCAUGCAUCAAAACGUGUGUACUUUUAAGUGUUCCUCAGCCAGUGUGUAUGGUACAUGAGCACCCGUCUCUGUUUUGCUAGCCAAUCUCCCAGUCCAAGGAUCUUGCCAAGAAGCCUUCUGAAUGUGACUCCUUGGUCUAAUUGUGUAACUGCCUAGUAUUUCACCCAAUUCCUGAUAAAGAGGCUGGCAAGGAUUGUGCCCUUCUUUGGUUCUAGAGGUGUGUGCACUUGUUUCCUUUCCUUUUGAUCGUUCUUGGUGGAUCCAUCAGUCCACCUUAGAAGCUCUCCCUGUGGACUUGGGAGUGGAAAGGAGAACAAUACUCACUAUGCAAAGUGUUUGGCAUGAUGUGGACUUGGGAGUGGAAAGGAGAGCAAUACUCACUAUGCAAAGUGUUUGUGGCAUGAUGUGAUUCUGUUUACCUACACAUCUGGAUUCUGCAAGACGUAGUUUCAGAAUUCCCAAUCUGACACCCUUCCCUAGGUAGUCCUUGACUUACAACAAUUCGUUUAAUGUCAUUUUCAGGCACUGAAAACAGUGACU